Molecule: messenger RNA, 1756 nt
Organism: Mycotypha africana
Lineage: Eukaryota; Fungi; Mucoromycota; Mucoromycetes; Mucorales; Mycotyphaceae
Product: Sec1-like protein
Exons: 5
Coding region: 27-1718 (563 amino acids)
Biological process (GO): intracellular protein transport; vesicle-mediated transport
Cellular component (GO): Golgi membrane
Source: RefSeq, a predicted model, not a curated record
CUAUCACGUGUAAACGUUUCGUUAAGAUGGAUGUGAUAAAGGCAAUUCAGCAUUAUGCAGACAAGUUGAUCAACGAUGUACCUGGGAUGAAGGCACUUCUGUUAGAUACGGAGACAACACCCAUCAUCUCUCUUGUGACAACCCAAUCCCAUCUACUUACGAAAGAGUGCUAUCUAAUCGACCGAAUUGAUAACAGAAAUAGAGAUAAAAUGAAUCAUCUCAAAUGUGUUUGUUUCUUGAGACCUACCCGUGAAACACUACAAUAUUUGAUUGCUGAACUGAAAGAGCCCUCUUAUGGCGAUUACUAUAUUUAUUUCAGCAAUAGUAUCAGAAAAUCAGAUAUUGAACAAUUAGCUGAAGUAGAUGAACAUGAAGUGAUUCGAGAAGUUCAGGAGUAUUUUGGGGAUUAUCUCGCCAUCAACUCCGAGCUAUUCUCCCUUGGUCAAGAUGUUCGUUAUAUGUUUGGUAACAGUGUAAAUGAAUGGAACCAUGAUACGUUUGAACAGACUGUGAAAGGCAUUUCGUCUGUUCUGCUAAGUUUGAAGAGGAAGCCUACUAUUCGUUAUGAACGAGGUUCAGCACUAGCGAAAAAAUUAGCUUUGGAGAUAACAAAUACCAUUCAUUCAGAAGGGCAACUGUUCGAUUUUAGAAGACCAGAUACACCACCUAUAUUGCUAAUUUUGGAUAGAAAAAACGAUCCAGUCACUCCAUUAUUGACGCAGUGGACAUAUCAAGCAAUGGUACAUGAAUUGAUUGGAAUUCAGCAUGGAAGAGUCGACAUGAGUAAUGUACCUGAAGUAAGAAAUGAAAUGAAGGAAAUAGUAUUGUCCCCAGAUCAAGAUCCUUUCUUUAAAAAAUCUAUGUACCUGAAUUUGGGCGAUUUAGGUGCCACGAUCAAACAGUAUGUGGAUGAAUAUCAAACAAAAACAAAAUCAAAUAUGAAUAUAGAAUCCAUUGCAGAUAUGAAGCGAUUUGUAGAGGAGUAUCCAGAAUUCAGAAAAUUAUCAGGGAAUGUAUCCAAGCAUGUUGCCUUGGUGAGUGAACUCAGUAGGCGCGUGGCUCAAGACCAUCUGUUGGAAAUAAGUGAACUGGAACAAGAUCUAGCCUGCAAUGAAAAUCAUAGCAAAGAUCUGAAGAGUAUUCAAAGGUUGAUUGAGUCGCCUACUAUUGAUGAAGAUUCAAAGGUUCGACUCGUACUACUCUAUGCUCUCAGAUACGAACGAAUGUCAAAUAACAUGAUAAAGUCGUUGAUUGGCUUAUUGGAUAAAGUAGGAGUGAACGAGCGAAAAAGCGCUCUUGUACCUGCAAUCUUAUUUUAUGCAGGUUACCAACAAAGACAAGAUGAUCUAUUUUCCAACCAAUCAUUCCUAUCUCGUGGUAAAAGUGCCUUGAAAGGCUUGAAAGGCGUUGAAAACGUUUAUACUCAACAUACACCACAUCUUGGAGAUACUUUAGAUCUGCUUAUCAAAGCAAGACUUAAAGAGACAGAUUAUCCGUUUGUGACAGAUGAUGGUAGUAAUCUGGUUCGGGAAAGACCACAAGAUAUUAUCGUGUUUGUUUGUGGUGGUGUUACGUUUGAAGAAGCAAAAUAUAUAGCACAACUGAAUGUAUCAACUCCAGGUGUCCGUAUUGUGAUAGGUGGAAACAAUAUCUUGAAUUCUAAGACUUUUUUACAGCAAUUGAGCCAAGUUGGCGAGAAAUUCAUGUCACUCAAAUAAAAAUAAAAAAACUCCUAAAAAUUGUGUAUCCCUUCGAA